CGGGUUUUUUUCUUCCAGGCUGAACACGAUGGAUUUGGUGGUGGACGUCGUAGACACCCAUUUCUGCACCAAGUACAACAUCUAUCCCAACGGCUGGACCGAAGACUACUGGCUGCGCCAGUUAAUAUCUCUCUAUUUCAUCUUUUACUUUGGGGCUCUUCUUAUAUAUUUCGUCGCCUCUGCACUCGUUUUCUUCUUCGUCUUUGACCACCGACUGAUGAAACACCCGUUAUUUCUGAAAAACCAAAUUCGUCGUGAGAUAUGGCAGUCGGUUACGGGCGGACUCGGACUCGUUGUCUUCACGGUGGUGACGGUCUUCCCUGAACUCCACGGCUAUGCUAAGCUGUACACGCUGGACGAGGUCGGGGCUACGGGCUCUGAAGCAAUACUUCUGAUCACUCGAGACGUCGUGGGACUCAUCUUCUUCAGUGACUGCUUCAUCUACUGGAUCCAUCGUUUCUUGCAUCACCGCUACGUCUACCGUCACCUCCACAAGCAGCACCAUAUGUGGAAGAUCCCUACCCCCUUCGCUAGCAUCGCCUUCCACCCACUGGACGGGUACCUCCAGAGUGUCCCGUACCACGUCUACACGUACCUCUUCCCGCUGAACAAGCACGCCUUCCUCGUCAUGUUUGUGCUGGUCAACGCCUGGACCAUCAGCAUCCACGACGGUGACAGUCGGGUACCAGCGUUCCUUCGACCCUUCAUCAACGGCUCGGCGCACCACACCGACCACCAUCUUUACUACAACUACAACUACGGUCAGUACUUCACCCUGUGGGAUCGCAUCGGGGGCUCCUACAGAAACCCCUCCGUGUAUGAGGGCUCUUCCCUUGUGGAUGCUGUCAACAAGAAGUCCAGUAAGCUCCUGGAUGGGGAUGAAUGUAACGGGGAUGAAUGUAACGGGCAUGACAAGGCCCACAAAGGCUGAAAAGCCAUUCGAACUGUUUCCAGCUACAUGCCAGAAAGUUGGCCCAUACUGGCUUACACAAUCUACUUGGUCAUUUUGCAUUUUUUUUCAUGAGAUGUUCGUUGAAAUCUAGCCUCAUUGAAAAUCGAUAUACAAACAUUCAAGUUGUGAUUACACGGACAAAUAAUAUUUCACAAAAAAAAAGUAUAACACAGAGAUCUAGAAUACUGACGACCAUCAUUCUGUGAUUGGCUAAUCCAUUGGCACGUGAUUGGCUAAUAUCUUUUCCAUCAUAAUUAUUCCAAGUCUUUGCUAGUCCUAUGCUUCGUAUCGGUCGCUGCAGGCGGCGCGCCGAGAAAACAAAGGAUUCGAUAUUAGCUAACGUCAUUAAUUUUCCAAAAAAAGAGUGUUGAGUUGCCAUAAUUAAUUUUUGUUUGAAGUUUUUCUGCUGUGUAAUCCUCGGUUACUAGACAAAACAUGUACAUGAUUAGGUUUACAUACAUUGCACAUUAUUUGUAAGUACAUAUGAUAUUCUCUUGCACUUCAACAUUCCCUUAAUGAAGUAUAACUUUUUUCUCUUUUUUAAAUUUAUCUAAGAUUGUUUUUCACUUAUUUUUUAUUUAUUUGUGUUUUUUUUGUACGGUAAUUCAUCUUAAAGUUUAGGUUUAGGUCGGCAAUGACCAUGGUUCCGUGAAAUCCUGGUAGUCUGGGAUGGUCGAUCACCUGACAGCCCGCCCUCUAUGACGCUUUUGUUCAAAACGAGAUGAGAGUGGUGGAUUAAUUAUAGCAGUGGCAUUGACCUAUGACCCGACGGCCUGGAUCUCGAUGGAAGCUUUUCACUAAUAAUAUGUAAAUAUUUUUUUUGCACUUUUUGAAGCCGUUAGUGGGCUUUUCAAACGGCUGAAGAGGAUAUCACGUUUUAAAACUCGAAAAACUC
Patiria miniata (bat star) is the source of this 1847-nucleotide messenger RNA. Its product is annotated as lathosterol oxidase-like. The record is from RefSeq and is a predicted model, not a curated record. The transcript is spliced from 3 exons. Gene Ontology annotation, biological process: lipid biosynthetic process. Gene Ontology annotation, molecular function: oxidoreductase activity; iron ion binding. NCBI's taxonomy places the organism in Eukaryota, Metazoa, Echinodermata, Asteroidea, Valvatida, Asterinidae. The coding region runs from base 29 to 931 and encodes 300 amino acids.